GAAGAAAAGAAACAGAGAAAUCGCUUCAAAUCACAUCUCUCCUUCCUUUUCCCUCUCUCUGCUCCAAGCUAAGAGACAAAGAUGGUGGAUGUCUUGAAAAUUGAUAAGUUCGAAGAGUACUCCUCACUUGUGGAUUUGGUUUAUUCUGGAGCACUUUCUGCAACAGGAAAAAGCCAUGCAAAUGGCUUUUUUAAAAGACAAAGAGUUUCACAUUAUCCUGGUUUACCUAGCAAUGGAGGAAGUGCAACUGAUGAAGCGGUUGAAAAUUAUGGUGCAAAUGGAGGUGGUGGUGCUGUUGCUGGUAGAGAUGGAGAAGGUAGUGGUGGAGGUGGAGAAGGUGGAGGUGGAGGGGAAGCUCUAGGUGGAGGUGGAGGUGGAGCUCUUAGGAUUCCAAUUCUUUUGAGAACUCCACGGAAUGAGUUGCAGCAGUUGUACGAGAUUGAUUUGUAUUCAGAUAUGAAUAGGGAACAGGUACUUGACCUCCUCCACCACCACUGGUGCCUUUAUGCCAAUCAACCGCCGCGUCAAAAUGUUACUAGGGAGACGGUGUGGCCUGGAUUUAGAGUCAUAUUUUGCGGUCUGCUGGAUAUAUAUGACCCUUACCCAGACGAAGAGGACUUUGUGGAGUUAGAUUUUAAUGGGGAUUGGUUUCAGUUCCACUAUAGGAUUGAGCGGAUAAUAGUAGAAAGAUUGGCUCGUUGAACUCACCAUUUGAAAUUGGAAUCUCAAACUAUGUUUUAGACAAUGUUGCUAUUUUUUUUUUUUUCUUGAAAUUGGAAAUUCAAGACUAUGUUUUACUUGAACUGUGUUUCUUUUAGCCGAUUUAUUUUCCUUAUCGUGUCACCAACAGAUUGAAAUAAAUAAGCAACUGUUAGGAAUUCGU
Molecule: messenger RNA, 883 nt
Organism: Jatropha curcas
Lineage: Eukaryota; Viridiplantae; Streptophyta; Magnoliopsida; Malpighiales; Euphorbiaceae
Source: RefSeq, a predicted model, not a curated record